Molecule: messenger RNA, 393 nt
Organism: Rotaria socialis
Lineage: Eukaryota; Metazoa; Rotifera; Eurotatoria; Philodinida; Philodinidae
Source: the annotation of a GenBank genome assembly
UGUUCAACUACAUUAGCUGUAGCUAAUGCAAAAAGUAAUAAAGCAACCGAAAAACAAAAGACUGCAUUUGUCACUUCACUAAGUGAUUGGGUGUGUUCAAAUGCUCGUCCAAUUAAUAUUGUUGAAGAUAGAUACACAUAUGGACCUGUAUCUGCUUCAUCUAUUUUACCUCGUCGUAAAACGGUCAAAAAAGAAAUUAAAAAUGAUGCUAAAAUUGGCCGAAACGAAAUGAAAGCCAUUCUUAUAGGAGUAGCAUAUGAACGACAAUUAUCUUUGUCGCCUGAUUUAUGGUCAGACAGUUAUAAGAAGAUGUGUUACUUAGGAUGUACGGCUCAAUGGGUCGAUAAAGACUGGAAGUUGUGUUCAUUCGAGUUAUUUUGUUUACCUUAUUGA